This is a messenger RNA of Bufo bufo (common toad), 1989 nucleotides long. It is a transcript of the gene MLST8, whose product is annotated as MTOR associated protein, LST8 homolog. Bases 1 to 984 code for a protein of 327 amino acids. Gene Ontology annotation, molecular function: protein binding. The transcript is spliced from 8 exons. The record is from RefSeq and is a predicted model, not a curated record. Lineage: Eukaryota; Metazoa; Chordata; Amphibia; Anura; Bufonidae. Gene Ontology annotation, cellular component: TORC1 complex; TORC2 complex. Gene Ontology annotation, biological process: TOR signaling; regulation of actin cytoskeleton organization.
AUGAUGAACUCGUCACAGGGCACCGUGGGCAGCGAUCCCGUCAUUCUCGCCACCGCUGGAUAUGACCACACGGUGCGGUUUUGGCAAGCCCAUAGCGGCAUCUGCACGAGGACCGUCCAGCACCAAGACUCUCAAGUGAAUUCUCUGGAAGUGACCCCAGACCGAAGCAUGAUCGCAGCUGCAGGAUAUCAGCACAUCCGUAUGUAUGACCUGAACUCCAACAACCCCAACCCUGUAAUCAACUAUGACGGCGUGAGCAAGAACAUCACCUCUGUUGGGUUCCAUGAGGAUGGGCGCUGGAUGUAUACAGGUGGAGAAGACUGUAUGGCCAGGAUAUGGGACCUGAGAUCACGAAAUCUUCAGUGUCAACGAAUCUUCCAAGUAAAUGCACCAAUCAAUUGUGUUUUUCUCCAUCCCAACCAGGCUGAGCUCAUCGUGGGCGACCAGAGCGGAGCAAUUCACAUAUGGGACCUGAAAACCGAUCAGAAUGAGCAGCUUAUUCCUGAGGCCGACGCGUCUGUCAAUUCCGUCCACAUAGACCCUGAUGCCAGUUACAUGGCCGCCGUCAAUAGCUCUGGAAAUUGCUUUGUCUGGAACCUGACAGGAGGCCUCGGCGAAGAUCUCACGCAGCUGAUCCCUAAGACGAAAAUCCCUUCACACAAACGCUGCGCUCUCCGCUGUAAAUUCAGCCCAGAUUCUACGCUGCUGGCCACGUGUUCAGCUGACCAGACCUGUAAGAUAUGGAGGACUUCAAACUUUUCUCUGAUGACAGAGCUGAGCAUUAAGAGCAAUAACCCAGGAGAGACGUCGCGGGGUUGGAUGUGGGACUGCGCCUUUUCUGGGGACUCUCAAUACAUUGUGACCGCUUCCUCUGACAACCUAGCCCGGCUGUGGUGUGUGGAGACCGGCGAGAUCAAGAGGGAGUACAGCGGGCACCAGAAAGCGGUGGUCUGCCUGGCUUUUAAUGACAGUGUCCUGGGGUGAACAGGACUGAGCUCUAGUAAUACAUAAGACUUUCAGAGAUUACACCAGACUAUGGACAAAAAAUUAUUACCCCCCCCCAGACCGUUUGAUGCUGCAGUUUAAAGCAUUGCCGUAAUCACAGGUAAAUAUACUAUACAAGUUUUAUCUGCAAAAAGCUCCUUAGUAAAUGAAUGGAGUCCUGUACUCAAAAGUAUUUUAAUACAUAAUCAAACAUAUAUAAGGUGGAGCAUACACUCAGGAAUCGGCGUCUGUUCAUCCCUAUGCUCAGUCUGGACAGUGGAAAGAGCAGAACUUGGGGGUCACACUGUGCAUCCAUAAACUUGUGUUAAAGACACAUCCGUCUGGCAUUCACUUCCAUAUUGUCGUCGAUCAUGUCGCCCCAGAAGGUGCACACAGCAGCGCCACCGAGAGGCAGUCCGUGAUUAUUCUCAGAAGGAGUACAGCACACUGCACAGUCCAGCUGUCACAAACGGUUAACAGGAAACUAUACAAACUCCUCCCACACUUUGUGCAAAAUCUGCUAGGGAGGGAAUGUCCAGGCCGCACUGGGAGCAGCCCGUGUGUAGAGCAUGGCUGGCCUAGUCAGGUAGGUAGUAGAAGCAGACGGACACGCAGAUGUUGUUGGGGAAGCAGAUGUCGAUGCAGAGGUAAAUGAGGCGUCUUGUCGGGCCUGCAGCGACCAGAGAAGAGCAUUUUAUGUACAACCUGCUGCGACGGAGGAGCUCACUUUAAGAUCUGUAGACUGCAGUAUGUCCAGAGUGAUCCUGAGCUAACAAUGGACAGCUUGCUCCAUAGGCAAGGUUAGAGCCCCAAAAGCAUUCCCCCAGGAGCCAACUGUACUUAUCAUGUGCUGAUUUUUGGACAAUGAUGUGGGACCCCUGGACGAAUGAUUGUGGGCUACAAUCUCUCUGUUAUUUAAAGUGAAAAGAGGUAAGCCCAGUAUCCUCUAUUGGACCCCCUACACUUCUGUAUGUCUAUUUCAUAUGGGAAAAGAGUCGCCCCUUU